This is a messenger RNA of Peronospora matthiolae, 1695 nucleotides long. Lineage: Eukaryota; Oomycota; Peronosporomycetes; Peronosporales; Peronosporaceae. The record is from the annotation of a GenBank genome assembly.
AUGGGGAACCGCGUGACGAUCCAUCGCGCGUGUGAGUGUGGAGACCUGGUGGAAGUGCGUCGGUUGCUGAGGACCAUGACGAUCGAGGACCUCGAGGCAACGGAUGACAGCGGCCGCACGCCACUGCUACUCGCUGUCGCUCGCUUUAUACCGUUGCCUAGUCACGAGGAGCGGCCGCUGGACGAAGCCUUGGACGAUCCUGAUGGUUUUAUCAACAAUGACAGGGAAGGCGCUGAUUGGUUGAGUCAAGGACAAGAAAAAAGACAGGAACAACCCCGACGCAAUGGAGUACAUGGCACUCGAGAGGGGGACAAGAGACAGCUGGUCAGGUCAUCCAAUGAGGCAGAGAUUUUGCACCUGCUGCUUCAACGUCGAGUGAACGUGGACCACAAGGACGAAAAUGGACGGACCGCUUUGCACCAUGCGUGUUUUGCGCAGAAUGCAGUGGCCAUCAAGAUGCUCAUUCAUGCCGGGGCACGGCCAAUGAGAGAGAGCUUUGGCUUGCUGCCGCAGGAUCUGUUGCAGAGGGGACACAUGUCCGAGUGGGCGGCGCAAGCACAAGAGCUGAAAGAGCUGCUGGAUCAAAUUACAGACAAGAGUUUCUACACGAUGAAGCUGCUGGCAUUCCGACCGAGUGGGAUUGUCCAGCUAGACAUGGGCGGCCAGGUCGAGAAAGGGUCUUUUGUCACGUUGGAGUACGACGUGCCGGAGACGCAUUCGGCAAAGGAUUACAUUCAGGUGCUCAUCUCUGAGGCAGCAUCGGCCGACAUUCAGAUGGGGUCUUACCAUCAUGUGCCGGUAGGUGGACGUGGCCAGCUGACGAUCAGUACGAAGGAUAUUCCGGCAGCGAGUACAGUUCGCUUCGUGUACGUAAAGAGCGAUAUCAACACGAUGUCUCGAGAGGUGGUGGCUAGCGGUUGUAACGCAGUGGUACAGGCUUCGGUCGGCGAGAUCUUUCAGUACGAGUUGUUCUUGUACGAUCGUGUGGUGGAGGUGGAGAGCAUUUCCGAGUUCGAGUUUAUCGAUCAACCACUGAUUGUGCUCAAGCGCAUUGGUAUAGUCGUCAGCGAGGACAUCGAUUGGGUCGAGAUUCGCCCGGAUAAUCAUAUCGUUGCAGUGAACGAUAUUCGCAUCGACGCCAUGGAAUUCGCAGACGCCGUACGCAUAUUGCAGGACAACAAUGGCCGACAAUGCACAAAGCUACUCGUGCAAAAUUACUCGGCGUGCGGCGACUUCAUACCAGAGAAGAUCCUUGGCGUGGGUGUCGUGGAGAAGUACGCAUACUUGCGUCCAGUGGAUGGAGAGCAGGAGAUCGAAGGUCACGAAGCGACAGACGAAGCGUGGAUGCAGGGCAGAUGUGACAAUUACAACGAGGAUGUCGGUAAUGAUGUAGCUACGAACAAAGACGUGGGCUUGAGCCUGUUGAACACCUUUCCGUCGGCAGUUCAGCUGUCAGAGGACACAAUCGGGACUUCUUCGCCGCCGGUUUCGGUAUCGUCGCUACAGUCUCAGGAUGAGGCAAUUGCAGCAGCACAAGGAGCGACUGCUGACUAUGAUGAGGAUCUACCCGCGAUGGACGAGGGAAAGAAUAGCUGCUCGUCCUCAACCAUCGAAACGGUGGUGCCCCUGCAGAACUCGCUGGAGCUCCUGGCUCAACUCCAACACGGGAUCUCGAUCGGACACGCUGCCAGGUGA